GGAAAAACGUGAUGUUAUGUUUAAUAUAGUGUAUCUUCAAUAUGGCGGACGAAAAUGAAGAAAAUAUCCAACAAUUACGAGAAAAACUCGAUCAUACGACUUCGAAGCUUAACCAAAUGAAACAAUUAUUAAGUGAGAAGGUGAGAUACACCUUUUCUAAUGUAAAAAGUAAUAUUUGGGUAGGAUAUUUUGGGUAUUAUAUAGGAUAGAAUAUCAUAGAGGAGUGACACAAAUAUGGCUGUAUGCAUUGAAAUGAAUAUAACUGGAACGCUACCUUCAGAGAAUCUUUUUCUUGAAGCUUAUAAACUCAUGCGUAUUUAUAUCAUGAUUGAGCAUUCUUUGCAUGUGUGAAAAGACUGGGACUGACCUUCAAGUUUGACUUCAAAUUCUCGGUUGGAGGUAGCGUUCCAGUUAUAUUAAUUUCAAUGGGCUGUAUGUAUAUUUUACAGUACCGCCUUCUGCAUGCAGUACAAUUAUUAUAGUGCUUAGUGAAGCCCAUUUAUUAACGUGACUCUGCUGUCCUUCCAUAGGGAAUAUGCUUGGACGAACUUGAUGAUGGAAUAAGCACUGACUCACAACCGAUUGCCACGCCGAAAGAGAAGAAAUUAAAACUAACCAAUUCGGACAUAAUGCGAUACAGUCGACAGCUCGUACUUCCAGAAAUAGGUGUGCAGGGACAGUUGAAGCUGAAUAACAUGUCAGUGCUGAUAGUUGGUGCUGGAGGUCUAGGGUGUCCUGUGGCAGUAUACUUGACGGCAGCUGGGAUUGGACACAUCGGAUUGGUGGAUUAUGAUGACGUUGAACUGAACAAUCUGCAUCGACAAGUCUUACAUUCGGAAAUGAAAGUUAACUGGAGCAAAGUUCAUUCUGCGAGAACAACAUUGUCUCAAUUAAAUACUUCUGUACAAAUUCUUGCGUACAAAUUACAUCUUAAUAGUAGUAACGCACUUGAAUUGAUUUCAAAAUAUGACAUUGUAGUUGACGCAACCGAUAAUGUGCCAACGAGGUAUUUGUUAAACGAUGCAUGUGUCUUAACGAAGAAACCGUUGGUCUCUGGGAGCGCUCUACGUUUUGACGGACAGCUGACUGUAUAUAAUUAUGAAAAUGGACCAUGUUAUAGAUGUCUGUACCCCAGUCCCCCUCCUCCUGAGACAGUUGGAAAUUGUUCUGAAAAUGGGGUGCUUGGUGUUGGUAUGUGUUAAUAUGCACUGAAUUCCAAAAGUAACAAACUGAAAAUGAGGGUAGUUGUCCCACCCAAGAAACAGUCAAUAGUCCCCCCACCCCCAAAAACACAAGCAAAGCCCCCCAAAUGUAGCAUUACAGAAUUAUGCUCAGAAAAAGUUCUGUGGAAGUAAAACAAUGGUGAAAUAUUCAUUUUGCCUUUCAGGUGAUUGGCAGUCAUGCUUUUUCCUAGUUGAAAACCCUGCUUUUCUGCCUAUCAUGAACAAUUGCCAGAUUGUUGAUCGAUGAUUGACUGUUAUUUCAAGCCCUGGCCUUUUUGAUGUUCCUUCCUGUUUUUCAACCACCUCACUACCCGAAAGUAGUACACCCCCAAACCCAGUAGUCCUACGAAAGUUAGGUAACAGAGGGCUGCUACUUUAGGAAUUUCUAAGUUUCAAUAUAUUUUUCUAUUAGUUCCAGGUAUAAUUGGUAACUUACAAGCGUUGGAAGUUAUAAAGAUUGCAGUUGGUCUUCGUGGUAUCCUUCAGCUACUGUACAUUUAUCUGAAAUGCCUUGUUCUGAAUAUUUGAAAUCCAUCUGAGAUGAAUUCAUCUUAUAUGAAUGUCUACAAUGAUCUCUCUCUCUGCCUUAUGACAGGGUUGAGUUCCACCGUCUACCACAAACGCACAACUCAUGCACACUCAGAGUAACAUCACAAACAUCUUCUAAUAUUCUCUUCAACAGCUCCCCCAUUUUCGUGCAACUAUUUUUCACCAAGGUUUUAAAUCCUGAAUUCUAUAUGUUAAUAUUUCUCACCCCAUAUCCCGUGACUUCUUAAAAUUGUAAAUCCCACGUUCUUUCUUUCUUGCGUCCAUUCUUUCUAAACCUGAAGCAACAUAACUCCUUAACAAUGUACUAAAGUGUCGUUUAAUCAAAAACUGCUGCUUUUCGAUGCGUUGGACAGUAAAUUUACAACCAUCAAACUCCGAGGAAAGCAGAAACACUGCGCAGUUUGUGGGGAUGAACCAACGAUAAACAAGUUGCAAGACUACGAGCAAUUUUGUGGCGCAGCAGCAUCUGAUAAAGUAAUAUAACGUCAUUUUUCAGUGGUAGUCGAUGGGUUUUAGUAGCCGUUACGAUGCCUCACGUCGUGAUCAAAUUCAGAAAUUCUGUCAAUCCUUAUUUGCCACCAAAUACUACAAGACAUUUACUACCACAGUCCACAUAUAAUGAAAACAAUUAACAUAAUUUUCUCACUUUGAUAACUGUGUGUUCACCAUCAUCUGUUGUGCGAUAUACGAGCACCAAUUACGUACUAACAUGCCAGGGUCGGUUGUACGAAGGCCUGAUAGCGUUAUCCACCCGAUAGUGAUUUUUCAACCGUUGCAAAAAUGCCCGCUCAUAUCACCAAAUCUACCUCUAUUUCUUCCUUCCACAACAAUCUGUAUAAUCUCACUACCUUUCCAAACUUGAAUCUACCUUUGACGUCAAUCGAAUGCGCACUUGGAAGACUUAUUAUUCCAAGUGUUGUGCCUUCGUACAACCGCAGCCCCAGGGGUAAAGGGCUCAAGGCCGUACGCAGGAUUUUUUCACCAGGGGGACAGUAAGACCUAUAUCCCAAAUAUCCAAAGAAUAAUUAAUAAUUACAUUCUAAAAAUCGUAAAUAUAGUUUUCUAUGGGGGGCAGUUGCCCCUCCCCCUGCUGUUUACGGCCCUGAAUUAAGGGCUUCACGAUCCAAUGUUUAAUAUAGCGAAUGCAAGUUAAGUUUGUUCUUACUUUUUAGACUCAACAUAUCGAUGUCUUGAAUAGUACAGACAGGAUUUCAGCGCAGGUAUUCGAAAUGAUGGUAUCAAUUCUUGCUGUUUUUUAGCGCUGAUAUGGUUGGUGCCUGGACACCUGGGAAAGAUGACAAACACUUCAUGGAGGACGUUUCGUCAGAUUUUUAUUUUUAAAAAGUGGCUUCACUGGACCCCUUGACCCCAUCUUUGAUAUAUUUUAACGAAAUAGACUAAGACUUGGUUUUUUAGGCUUACAAGAAAUUGGUUGAUGACAAAGUACCUCAUAUUUUGCUUGAUGUUCGACCGAGUGUUGAGUUAGAGAUAUGUAAACUCUCGACUUCUGACAGCUUUCUGAGUAUCCUUAUUCCUUUGUAGCUAUGUCAUAGAGGUGCUUUUCACAAAGCACUAUCGUGCUGCACUUUGGUGGUCAACUAGUACUAACUGGUAGUUAUCGAAGCGAGAAAAUAAUGUUAGUUCUUUUCAUCAUAUGUAGUAGUCUCUAUUUGCAGGAAAAUAAAUGCAAUUGGCUUUCUCCUAUAUUAAUAUGUGUCCCAUGUUUGUUAAAACCCACCGAUGUCUUAUAAAUUACGCGAACUGCUUGAAAUCUUUUGUUACAGUAUUCAAUAUCGUUUAAAUUUCUUAACAAAUUGUCAAACAGAUAUUCCCAUCAGGGACUUAGAAAACAACAAGCACACUGCAAAAAUUAAAGAAGAUAUCAGCACAAUCUUAACGAAAUUCAGUAACAAACAUGAAACGGUACCAGGUAUGAAAAUAAUUUUUGUAGGAGGGGGACAUUGGGAUUUACGGUAUGGCGGUAGCUUAUUUUUCUUACGGUAUUUCGGUAUUUUCCUUGAAAAAUUGCGGUACUACGAUAUUGGAAAUCUUGCGGUACACGGUAUUUACAAUUUGGACUCAAAAACUGCGGAAAUUGACAAAAUUUGCUUCCGGUAUUACGGUAUUGAAUACCUCCCAAUGCCCCCCUCUUGUAGACACGAUACUUUAUUUUAUCACUUUUUUUCACUACCCGUGAAAUGCUAGUGUCAUGGCUCAAGUGUCCUAUCAUGAUUCAUUGAGCGGAACUAGUUCCAAUAUCUUUGGGAAUCCGACUGUUCUCCAUGCCACCUAGCUGACCGACUGUUUUAACUCCCGCUGCAAAUGCUUAUUUCACUCAGAGUAAAUUAAAUGUUAUUCUUUUCCCGUAGUUAUUGCAGUGUGCCACCUGGGGAACGACUCGCAAAGAGCAGUUGUACUUUUAAACAAAAUCUUGCAAGAUUCCGAUGUUACAGUACAAGACAUCACCGGAGGAUUGGACGAAUGGAGCAAAAACGUAGAUCCUGGUUUUCCACGAUAUUGAAACAAUAAUACAAUACCUUAAAUAUUUAUUUACUAUUGAAUAAUAGCAUGUGCUUUGUAAUAUUUACAGUAGAGAAUAAAUUCCUCUCUUGAAAUGUUUGUGUCUUAAAAAAUUCAUCGGCUU
Paramuricea clavata is the source of this 4416-nucleotide messenger RNA. NCBI's taxonomy places the organism in Eukaryota, Metazoa, Cnidaria, Anthozoa, Malacalcyonacea, Plexauridae. The record is from the annotation of a GenBank genome assembly.